AUUGUUACACCAUCGCAACCGAAUACAUUCGUUUGUCUCGUCUAGGGUCAAAUGACGGUGGAUGUUUCUUCAUAGCCGAUAUUGCUCUGUUGAUUUCCAACGUCACGUUGAUGGUCGUUUGGGUCACGCGAGGAGCGCGUACUGUACAUGAAACGGUGGUAAGCCUCGUUGCGGUCGACGAGGACAUGAAAAGUUUUAAAUUUUCCCGAAAAAGCGAAUGCCUUGGUGGACAACAGCCUUGGCUAUUGGGACUGCAAGUUUUCGUCUCCACGACAAUGAUUAUUUUUACCAUUAUUCUCACUUUCUCAACUCGGCAAACUACUCCGCCAGGUGUGCUGACGGCUUGGAUUGUCUAUGCGAUGAAAAUCAUCGUGUCGCGGAUCCAGCUUGUGAUCGCUGACAUAAUUCUGUCAUGUAUUAUUCGCCAGAUUCGAAUUAGAUUCCAGAGAAUCAAUACUGCGUUGUACCAAAUGGGCAAUAUCUUUGAUCCGAGUGUGCUGAUACCUUCUCGAGUUCCUCUUACAAGAGGAAGAGGUCGUGAAAUUAUUGGAAUUAUGAAUCGACUACGACUAAUGAAAUCACAAGUGGAGAAAAUUUUGGGGGAUGUAAAUAUCUUGUGGCAAAUGCACAAAUCUUCUUGCGAUAUUGCGACUGAACUUAACUGCGCGUUUUGGCCUUACUUGGUCUGUACGCUUUUAGUCACGUUGCCGUUGUGCAUGCAACAUGCGUUUGUUCUAGCUGUGACAAAAUUUACACAAUACGAAAAUUCUAUGAACCGCUACAUAAUUAUCGCCUUCCACUUCUCAGCGCUCGUUCAAAUUAUCGUCAAGUCUUGGAUGCUCGUGUUAAGCUGUGACGAUCUUGCAGCUGAGGCUAACAAGUUUGGAAUUAUGCUGCAUCAGAUCGAUAUUUCUGACGCAGGUUUCAAUCGACAGUUGCGAGAACUUUCAGUCAAGCAGUCCCAAAAUAAAUUCACAAUGUCAGCGGGCGGAUUAUUUCCUAUCAAUAUUUCGUUCAUAACAUAUAUAUUCUGCCCGGUAAUGGCGUACACAGUGUUUGUCUACCAAUUAAACAAUUAACAUAAAAUACAUGUAAAAUUGAGUAAUAUUAUAUACAUAAUACUAUAUGUCGUCAGUUAUUCCAUUAACAGUUCAGUAGAUUAGUAAAUUAAACAUCCAACUAUACUUAUAAAUUUUUAACUUAAAAAGGAAUCUCGCCUUUAUACUAUCAAUACGAGAACCGUACUGUAUGCUGGGUUGCCUAAAUUUCGGCGCCAUGAGAUGUCACGCAAGUUAGACAAUUACAUGUAUACUGUGUAUAAAUUUU
Messenger RNA from Diprion similis, 1326 nucleotides. RefSeq lists its product as uncharacterized. The record is from RefSeq and is a predicted model, not a curated record. The coding region runs from base 111 to 1079 and encodes 322 amino acids. Gene Ontology annotation, biological process: sensory perception of taste. Gene Ontology annotation, cellular component: dendrite; membrane; neuronal cell body. Lineage: Eukaryota; Metazoa; Arthropoda; Insecta; Hymenoptera; Diprionidae. The transcript is spliced from 5 exons.